AAGAGGGGGCGCUAAGCGGCGAGAGAAGAGGCCAUGGACGCGCGGGUUGGGGCGCUGCUGCUGGCGCAGCUGUUGGUGCAGAUCGAAGUCGGGAGGCAGGCGUUGCAGGAUGAGGAACUGCUGCUUCCAGGUUUCCAGAACUCGUCGUUGCUCACAUGGCCUUGCGGCAAACGGAGCAUCCAGCCACGGAUAGUGGGUGGAAAGGACGCGGAGCUGGGGCGCUGGCCGUGGCAGGCCAGCCUGCGCCUCUGGGGCAGCCACCACUGCGGAGGGAGCCUGCUCAACCGCCGCUGGGUGCUCUCGGCCGCGCACUGCUUCCGAAAGGACCAGAAUCCCUCGAAGUGGACGGUCCAGUUUGGUGUGCUGACUUCCAAGCCAUCGUUAUGGAACAUAUGGGCCUACUUCCAUCGUUACAGGGUGCGGGAUAUUAUUGUAAACCCUUACUUCAAGGUGUCUUCAGUCAACGACAUUGCCCUGCUGAGGCUGGCCACCUCCGUCACCUAUAAUAAGCACAUUCAGCCCAUCUGUGUCCUGACCUCCUCCUCCGAGUUCAAGAACCGGAAUGACUGCUGGGUGACUGGCUGGGGGUACAUCAGUGAGAAGAAGAGUCUACCACAUCCCCACAGUCUCCAGGAAGUACAGGUCUCUGUCAUAAACAAAUCAAGAUGCAUGUAUCUGUUCCAUCAGCCUGAUGUGCGCAGUGACGGCGAGGAUGACGUGAUUUGUGCUGGCUUUGAGGAUGGCAAAAGGGAUGCCUGCAAAGGUGACUCAGGCGGACCCUUGGUCUGUGAAAAGAAGGACCUGUGGAUUCAGAUUGGAAUCGUGAGCUGGGGAGUGGGCUGUGGUAGGCCCAACCGGCCCGGCGUCUACACCAACGUCAGUAAUCACUUCAACUGGAUCCAGAUGGUGACAGCGCGCAGCACACCCAGGCCACAGCCCUCUCAGUUGCUGCUGCCUCUUGCUCUGCUCUGGGCUCCCCGACUCCUGUAGCUGGCCUGUGCACACCUGAGCCCGUGCGGGUGCAGUAGUUACUGCAGCGCUGGGCACAUUCAACCAGGACUAGGGGCACCCUUGUGGCAGGACUGCCUGCUGGACGAGGCUCUGGUCCCCUUCUGUCUCCUUUGUAAUAAACAU
Messenger RNA from Camelus dromedarius (Arabian camel), 1134 nucleotides. It is a transcript of the gene PRSS41, whose product is annotated as serine protease 41. The transcript has 7 exons. Gene Ontology annotation, biological process: proteolysis; acrosome reaction. Lineage: Eukaryota; Metazoa; Chordata; Mammalia; Artiodactyla; Camelidae. Gene Ontology annotation, molecular function: serine-type endopeptidase activity. The record is from RefSeq and is a predicted model, not a curated record. Bases 34 to 990 code for a protein of 318 amino acids.